Akanthomyces muscarius is the source of this 2205-nucleotide messenger RNA. RefSeq lists its product as uncharacterized. Gene Ontology annotation, molecular function: glutamate-cysteine ligase activity. The coding region runs from base 1 to 2205 and encodes 734 amino acids. Lineage: Eukaryota; Fungi; Ascomycota; Sordariomycetes; Hypocreales; Cordycipitaceae. The record is from RefSeq and is a predicted model, not a curated record. The transcript has 5 exons. Gene Ontology annotation, cellular component: glutamate-cysteine ligase complex. Gene Ontology annotation, biological process: glutathione biosynthetic process.
AUGGGCUUGCUUGCGCUGGGAACGGCGCUGGAAUGGCCCGAGGCCAAGAAACGUGCUGAUCAGGUUCGCGAAUGGGGCAUCAAACAAUUGCUGGAAAUAUGGAACAAGGCCAAAGGCAAAGAGCGCGAUGCGCUGCUCUGGGGUGACGAGGUUGAGUAUCUGGUUGUCAACUACACAAAAGACAAUGAAAAGGUCUACCUGUCUCUUCGCCAGGCCGAGAUUCUCAAGGCCCUUGCCGCAGACAAGGAUCUUGAGGGCGGCUGCGUACCGGCACUUCAAGAGACGGACACCAAAAAAUCCACUUCGCUUCCCGUCUUCCACCCAGAAUUCGGCCGCUUCAUGCUUGAGGCCACUCCCGGCAAGCCCUGGGGCAUUGGCUUCAAAGAGCUUCUCGGCGUCGAGCCUGACAUGAAGCUCCGUCGUAAAAUCGCCAAGGAGCACAUGCUAUCUUCUGAAUACCCCAUCACUCUCACCACAUACCCUCGCAUCGGCGCCCCGGGACAGUUCACCGACCCGUACUACCCUCCCUCUGGCGACAGGUUGAGAUCCCAGUUUGUCCCCGACGAAAUCGCCAACCCCCAUAUCCGCUUCCCCACGCUGGCCGCCAACAUUCGCUCCCGACGCGGCCGCAAAGUCCAGGUCAACGUCCCCAUCUUUCACGACAAGAACACGCCAAACCCCUGGAAGGAUCCCACUGUCAACUAUGACCUGCACAAGUUUCCGGAGGAUGACGACGUGCGCAACGGCGCCGCCCCGGACAAUUUCAUCCACAUGGACGCCAUGGCUUUCGGCAUGGGCAGCUGCUGUCUGCAAAUCACGUUCCAGGCCAAGAACAUCAACGAGGGCCGUACGCUUUACGACCAACUAAGCCCGCUGGGCCCCAUCAUGCUCGCUUUAACGGCAGCCACACCCAUAUACAAGGGCUUCCUCGCCGGCACCGACGUGAGGUGGAACCAGAUCAGCCGGGCUGUCGACUGCAGAACGCCCGAGGAAUUAGGAGAAAAGCCGCUCAAGAAUGACCGUUGGAGGAUUCCCAAGUCGCGAUAUGCCUCCAACUCUACAUAUAUCUCCUUGGACCACAGAUUACGGCAAGAGUACAUGGACCCGGAUCUCGUGUUUGACCCCAAGAUCAAGACGGAGCUCAUCAACGGCGGCAUGGACGACCGCCUGGCCACGCACUUUGCCCACUUGUUCAUCCGCGAUCCCAUUGUCAUUUUCGAGGAGGACCUUCAGGAGCUUGACCUCACCAAGACGGACCAUUUCGAAAACAUCCAAUCGACCAACUGGCAGCACAUGCGCUUCAAGCCGCCGCCUGCGGAGAACAACAUUGGCUGGCGCGUCGAGUUCCGCUCCAUGGAGAUUCAGGUCACCGACUUUGAGAAUGCCGCAUUUUCCGUCUUCAUGGUGCUCGUCACGCGCGCCAUCCUCUCGUUUGACCUCAAUUUUUACAUUCCCAUCAAAAAGGUCGACGAGAAUAUGGAGCGCGCUCAUAACCUCGACGCCGUCCUAAACGACAAGUUUUAUUUCCGCAAAAACGUCUUUCCAAGCCGGCCCUCACGCGCCAACACCGUCUUUGGCGACGACAACGCCGCCACCAAUGGGAACAGCAACAACAACGGCGGUCCCGGUAGCCGUCCGGGCUCCCGCUACCCCAGCCGGCCCGGCUCGCCUGGAGCCGGCCCUGUGGAGCUCGAGUAUGCUGAGAUGAGCAUUGACGAAAUCAUCAACGGCUCCGCCGACGGCGAGUUCCCAGGCCUGGUGCCCAUUGUCGAGAGCUACCUCGACAGCGUCAACGUCGACGUCGAGACGCGCUGCGAGCUGGCCACGUACCUGAGCCUAAUCAGCAAGCGCGCCAGCGGCGAGCUCGACACGGCCGCGCGCUGGAUCCGCCGCUUCGUCGCCGCCCACCCGGCGUACAAGCAGGACAGCGUCGUCGGCGACGACAUCAACCACGACCUCAUCGGCGCCGUCAUUGCGCUCUGCGAGCGCGAGGCCGCGGGCCGCAAUUUUGCCGGGCUCGGCAUCCCGGGCCUGUCCAAGCUCCUGGGUAAGUUCCGCGGCGGAUGCGGCGACGAGGAGGCCGAGGAGGCCGAGGAAAGGCCCGAGGUGAAUGGUGCACCGGCGGCGGCGGCGGUGGACGUUGCGGAGGCGGUGCUUCCGUCGACGGAAACUGAGUCGCCCGCUAAGAAACGCAAGAUUGAGUGA